Diabrotica virgifera virgifera (western corn rootworm) is the source of this 3528-nucleotide messenger RNA. RefSeq lists its product as uncharacterized. The record is from RefSeq and is a predicted model, not a curated record. The transcript has 2 exons. NCBI's taxonomy places the organism in Eukaryota, Metazoa, Arthropoda, Insecta, Coleoptera, Chrysomelidae. The coding region runs from base 2989 to 3528 and encodes 179 amino acids.
GUUUAAAAAACCAGUGAAAAUAUGAUCUUUAGAUUUGUAUAGAUUUUACAAUCCCUCUCUAAGAAGUCCAAAUUUUUUUAUUCAGUUUUUUACUUAAAUUCAGAUUGCAAGGAAUUUUCUAAAACCGCACCUGUAUACAUCUACGAAGUAUUCCGCAACAUUUCAAUGUGUUACAAGAUUCCUGUUUAUUUGAGACGCAAAAACAGAAUUUGUAAGAAGUUUUGACAAAAGUACAGUUCUAAUGCGUUGAUGAACUUUCUAGAAUAAAUGUUGAAAAUCAAUUUGAUUGGUUUGUUUGAAUUUGGUACAAAGAUCGAAGCUCGUAAUUGGCUCUGAAGAACGGAAGCCGGAAAUUGCGUAGUGACAGGAUCAAGGAAUUUUGGCAGGAGACGGAGAAGAAAGCAGGCAUUCUUACAAUGGUAGUGAAUCAGUAAACAUCGAUAGUGAGUUACCGGCUUUUUUGUGACGCAAAAAGAAUUUCCAAGUAAAUGGGAUCUAUCAAAGUUCUUCUGUGUUGUUGUUAAGUAGGUGUACCAUCAGUUUGAUGGUGUAGCAGUUCCUUUUUUGAUGGUAAAAGUGUAAUAUACGCUUUGUAAAAAUACUGCGUAUGUAUUUAUGAAAGCCGGCAUAGUACUAAUAUCGUAGUGAUGAAUUAAACCCAAGCCUCCCGUCUCCUGGAUUAGAAAACCUAUUUCCCGAGGUAAAUAAGCAAAUUUCUUUUGUUUUAUGGUAUUUUCAUGGUAUAAUGGUAUAUGGUGCAAUCAGUAAUUUUCCAUUGACAUUUUCCCCUUCGAGUGACGUAUGAACUACGUACGUGCUGUCAAGUGUCAUGUCAAGUUUCACAAUGGUGAAGUUUUGAAUUUUAAGGUAUAGUGACUUUUAAUAAUUAUAAAAUUCUCAAACUAAUAACGUUAAUUUCUUUCAACAUAAAAAAAAUAAAUCUUUUUGGAACUUAAAAUACAAAGAUGAAAAAGUAAAUUGUUGAACAGAACAAAGAAUAAUUUUGCUUCCAUCAUUAAAAUAUUAUUGUAAAGACAUAAUUGUAAGUUAAUGUUAAAAUCCUUUUUGAAACCUUUUGAAAUAGUUAAAAAUAAAAGAUUUACGGAAUGAUAUUUGACAGGUGACAUAGUUGUUGUUAUUUUCAAUAAUUAAGUACUACGAGGAGUAGUCAGUAAUUCUUUAAUGUAAACAUUGUUCCCUGAAUGAAUAUAAAUUUUUGUUUUAAUGCAAAUGCUAUAAUAUAUGUCAUAAUUAGGUCAGUCAGUCAGUUAUACAAGUCAUAAUUAAGUCAGAUAUCAAAUCCUCAAUGCAAUAAUAUUAUUGUUUAUCUUUUGGUGCACCAUAACCUAUGUUCAGAAAAGUAGAUGUAUUUUUUUUUACAGCUUUUUAGAGUCAAAUUUUAAGAUGUUGGAUGAUCAUAGAAAGUAAAACUCCUGGUAAGGCGCCCUAACAAAAUAUAGCCAGGAUUUAUAUUUAACACCCCAGGAUAUCUGUAAGUACCCUUGUUUAAAUUUUUGAUAGUAGUAAAUAUUCCCUAAUCCCUAACUUCUUCUUAACGAACUCACAACCUUAGCUCUCCAACCAAAACACGAGCCGCCGUAGCAAAGUAGUUUUUAGAAAUAUCCCCUAGUUUUCUCGACCCUUUUGUAUUUAAGCAGUAUCUAAAUUUUCCAAGCUUUUAUCUUCCCCCUUAUUUCUAAGUGCUACAAAAUGUCGCCCUAGAACGUGGGGCCGAUUCAUUUUUCUGCCUCUUUCAGUGUCCAGUUGUGCGCUACAAAAUAGCACCCUCAGACGUGAGGCCAGUCUCUUUUCACCCCCCAGUCAUAUCGUUAAGUUGUUCCCAAGCAGUUUACAUUUUUUUAGUUAGUCCCAACUGUUUUUCAACUUAAUUUCCUCUCCUUGCCCCAGAUUUGAGACCGAUUCUACUAUCACAACCAGUAUCGCAACAUAGUUUAGCCCAAGAGCCCCUACAUUUUUUUAGAACGUUACGAAGUGGUAUAAAAUUUUCAAUAGGAUGUGUAAAUAUGUACUCAUAGUAGUGUAUUAACAUUGUUUUUAUGUAUGUACUUAUAGUAGAUGUUAAUACAGUACCCAUGGUGAAAGCAAUAUUUAAAUUUUUUUUAAAAAAGUAUUGAUUGUAUAGACAAGUAGUCUAUAUAAGUAGCGUUGAACAUUCCAAUAUUGAAACUAUUGAUAAAGUAUAACAUUUUAGUUGUAUUUGUGCAUUUAUUCAUAAUUGAUUAACAAUUUUUUACAGAAUAACUUGUUUUUGUGAUUUUUUUUGUUCGUCAUUUGAGUAUAUGUGUAUAGUCUGUGUAGUUUCCGUUUGAGUUUUUACUCCCAAUGUUGUCUAGUUGUCCCAUUAUUUUUUUUCUCAACUAAUCUAGCUUUGUCAGUGUCAUAAAGAUACCAAAGGUUAGUUGGAGUCUGCCUGUGAAGUAGUUUGAGUGUAUCCGUGAAGUAAAGUAGUUAGUCAGUCCAAUUACUAUUUGUCUUUCCCUUCUUGUACCAGAAUAGAUCACAAGUGUAAUACUCGUGAUAAAGGAAGUGUGCUUAGUUGUCUAGGAACGCUCCCAAUAGUUAUCGGAACAAGAACCGUUGUUGGUGUUAUCCCGUGUAAGCUCAUUCGAGAAGCAAGUUUCAAUAUUAUUUGUGUUUGUCUAUCCCUGUUUUGUCUGAAAAUAUUUGAGUCUGUUGUUUCCUGUUUGUUUUGUGUACCCUUGUGUUAUUCCCUGUUAGUCCGUGUCAGUGGUGGAGUGUGAAUUUUUUGACCAAUAGUUUAUUGACCCCUCUUUUGUUUAUUGAGUGAUUGCAGACCAAGAGCAGAAGUUGCAACAAAGUCAGUGAGGUUAGGAUCUGGCUGCGUGAGAGUGCAAGUGAGGUUUGUGUUCGUUUGAUAAAUAGAAACGGUUUUUUGUCCGAAAGUCAUACUUUCUACUAUUCCCUUUGGUCUUUCCCCUGUGUGUUGUUUUCACCCCAGUUUUAAAAAUGAAGUCUACCCAAGUUAAUGAUCUGAAAACCGAUGAGUUAUCUUAUGAACUUUUCAUAAGAGGUUUUAAUGUCCAAAAUAGGACUGUUGAAGAAAAACGUAAGUUGUUGAGAGGUCAGUUAAGUAAAGAGACCAUCUCAUCUUCCAUUAAUUUGACUAAAAAUGUAGUCGAUCCUGAUCAAGAGUUACCUACAAUCCAGUCAAUAUUAGCAGAUUUGCAAAGUAUUGCGCGGGCAAUGAGUGCACAGUCAUCAAAGGCUGACUUUGCUCGUUUCAAAACAAGGUCCAGUCAUCUGGAUUUCAGAUUGGAAAAUUUCCCUGAUAAUGUAGAAGAAGCUAUAAAAGAAGUUAUUGACAACUAUAAGAUGGAUUUAUUGAUGUUGACUGGAGAUGUCUUAGAAAAGGAAGAGACAUCUGACAAUGUGUCCGUCCCAUCGACUAGUGGUACAACUUCAGUCCCCGUUGCCCCUAUUAGUUCAGUUUCAGCCCCUAUUAUACAAAUUUCAACUCCUGUUAGAGUUUCUGAUUUAAAUAUCUAA